AUGUUACGAAAGGAAAAUUUGGACAAGAAACCACAAACAGUAACGCAACGAGAAUCCAGUCAUCUGAACUCACAGCAGCAUGUUUGUUCUUCAGGAAGUGAUUCAGUGAAGAGCAGGAGCUCCAGAGCAGCUGUUGUGUGUUUGGUUCUGCUGUGUGUUCUUCUGCUGACUGCAGUCAUAGUGCUGUGUGUCAUCUUCACUCAAGAGAGACAACAGCUCUUAUCUAAGAAUGGAAAUCUGACCAAUGAGAGAGAGAAGCUGACACUCAAGAACACAAACCUGACCAAUGAAAGAGAUCAGCUAAAAUGGGAGAAAAAUGAUCUUCAGAGAUGUCUUGGUCAAGUGGAUCAGUGCUCUAACAGCCCUAAAUGGAUAGCAUACAAGCAGAGUUCCUACUACAUUUCCUCUGAGUGGAAGAACUGGACUGAAAGCAGACAAGUCUGUUUGCAGAGAGGAGCAGAUCUGGUCAUCAUAAACAACAAAGAGGAACAAGAAUUUAUCACCACCAUAACUAGUGCAAACAUGUUGUGGAUUGGUCUGACUGACAGUUAUAAAGAAGGGGACUGGAAGUGGGUUGAUGGCAGCACACUGACCUCUAGCAUCCGGAGUUUCUGGGGGACCAGUGAGCCCAAUGGUGGAAGAAAUGAGGACUGUGCUGUAUCUCAGUAUAGCUGGGCUGAUAAUCCAUGUCAUUAUACCUUUGUAUGGAUUUGUGAGAGGAAUUAAGAGGUUUAAAAAAGCUGUUGCUUCAACUAUGUUCAUCCUAAGUAAAGCAGUAACC
Molecule: messenger RNA, 781 nt
Organism: Carassius auratus (goldfish)
Lineage: Eukaryota; Metazoa; Chordata; Actinopteri; Cypriniformes; Cyprinidae
Product: C-type lectin domain family 4 member M-like
Exons: 5
Coding region: 1-726 (241 amino acids)
Source: RefSeq, a predicted model, not a curated record